AUGGGUGGACACUUUACUCUGCUUUGUAAUCUUCAAACUCUUUAAUGUCCCUACAAUUAUAAUAAAGUUCUCUAUUUAAUUUUGGCGAAUAUUACUUUAGGUUUUGUUUUUCAAGCAGCUGCUAAAAUGUUAAUUUUGUUAAAAUACUUCUUGAUUAAUGUCUAAUCAUCUUUUUCUCUAUCAAAUAUUUCCUCCCACCGUUUCACAGGUCCUGCUGAUAUCCAAUCUGUAUUUAACCUGUAUAGGAUAGAAAUAUAUUCUAAUAAUUACAUUGCAAUAGCAACAGAUUAUGGUUACUUUGAUGAUAACUGCUUUGUUUAGGUUAGCCCAUAAAGCAAGACUAAAAAUUGUUUAUUAUGCAAGCCAAACUAUGUUUAAAAAAAUUAUGAAUGUAUCCCUUAUGAUAAAAAUGAUAUAUGCUAAAAUUCAUAAAACCCAUAAAGUUAUUACUUUUAUUACAAGUAAUUUAAUCAAUGUAUCUAAGUAAACAACCCAAUUAAAUAUUGUGCUUAACUGAAUUCUACAUAUUUAAAUUAAUGUGAAGUAUGCGUUUCUACAACAAGAGACCCAAAUAAUCAAUGUUAAUGCUACCCUUAAUACUAUGAAUCUAAUUAAUAGGAUUGUAAACCAAUAGAUUGUAACUCUGUUUGCAAGUAAUGUAAAUACAAUCCAAACAACUGCACUGAAUGCUGGGAACCAACAAGAGAUGUUUCUAAAAAUUGUUAAUGCAAAGAUGGUUUUUAUGAAGAUAAUUUAUCCUCAAAAUGUUUACCUUGUGAUCCAAAAUGUAAAACAUAAUGUAAUAGUGAAUGUAGCAAAUGUAUAAAUUAUUCAAGUAAUUGCAUAGAGUGUGCUAUAAACCGAAUUAAUUAUCCUAAAUGUUAAUGUCAAGUAGGAUAUAAAGAAAAUUUACUAGGUGAAUGUGUUCCAAAUUAAAUAGGCUGUAAUGAAGAUUGCGAAAUAUGUGACUCAGUUACUCCUAGUAUAUGUAUUCAAUGUAAAAGCUCAGAAUAAUCUGGAACUCAAUGUUUAUGCUAAGAUAAAAACAAUAAGUAAAUGGUAUGUUCUAAUUGUGAUCCUUCAUGCUUAACAUGCAGUGGAGGUUAAAAUAAUGAAUGUUUAUCCUGUAGUUAUAAAUAAGAGUUAAACUCCUAAAAAUAAUGCUAAUGCUAAGACUAGAAUAACUUUAUAAAUUAAAAUGGCUUAUGUGAGGAAGGUUUUGAUAUUAAUGAUGUAACUUUAUAGAGUGAUCUUCAAGUUACUUUUACUUUUUCAGAAGAAAUUAAUGUUUAAGAUUUAUCUCUUUUAAAUUAAGGAAUUAAGCUUUACUUAACACAAGUGAGUAGUACAAAUUUCAAUCAAGAAAUAGUUUCUGCUUCUAAAAAUUAAAUAAUUAUGAAAAUAACACAAUUAUUAGAAAUGAGUAAAAAACAAAAUAGUUAAAGCCUAAAUAUAAACUUAAAAGUUACUAUUUUAAAGUAGGUCCUUUGA
This is a messenger RNA of Tetrahymena thermophila SB210, 1491 nucleotides long. RefSeq names its product transmembrane protein, putative. Lineage: Eukaryota; Ciliophora; Oligohymenophorea; Hymenostomatida; Tetrahymenidae. The transcript is spliced from 8 exons. The record is from RefSeq and is a predicted model, not a curated record.